CAGGAAAGGGUCACAUUAGAAAUCGCUGCUGCUGGGGCUUGUCAGGUGGCUGUUGGCAGCUCGGGGUGGGAUCUUUCCUUGUUCUUUUUUUCCUUCUGUUUCUCUCUCUCCCUCUCCCUUUUUCCCUCUCAUUCUUCCCUCAGGUUAUCCACCAAGAAGAAUUCAGUACAGAAGCUUCAUUUUGGAACCCUGGGCCAGCACUUGGAUAGAGGAGGCAAGUUAUUGCCUGUGACAUCCUGUUGCAGUCAUGGCGCCCAAAAAGAAGACUGUCAAAAAGAACAAAGGAGAGGUGAAUGAGAUGACGAUAAUUGUAGAAGACAGCCCACUCAAUAAACUGAAUGCUUUAAACAGUUUCCUAGAAGGAGGCAAUGGAUUGAACUGUAUCUCAUCUGAAGUGACCGAUGCCUCCUAUGGACCCAACCUCUUGGAAGGAUUAAGCAAAAUGAGGCAGGAGAACUUCCUCUGUGACUUAAUCAUUGGCACCAAAACCAAAUCCUUCAACGUGCACAAGUCAGUGAUGGCCUCCUGUAGUGAUUAUUUUUACAACAUAUUAAAGAAGGACCCUGCCACUCAAAGAGUCGAUCUCAAUGAUGUGUCACCAGUUGGCCUGGCUACUGUGAUUACAUAUGCCUAUACUGGAAAGCUGACUCUUUCCUUGUACACAAUAGGAAGCAUCAUUUCUGCUGCUGCCUACCUUCAGAUCCACACCCUUGUGAAGAUGUGCAGUGACUUUCUGAUACGAGAAAUCAAUGUUGAGAAUUGUAUGUAUGUUGCUAACAUAGCAGAGACCUAUAACUUAAAAACCACUAAAGCAGCUGCCCAGAAAUUUAUCCGGGAUAACUUCAUCGAGUUUGCAGAAACUGACCAGUUCCUAAAACUUACUUUUGAGCAGAUCAAUGAACUCCUGGUAGAUGACGACCUGCAGCUGCCUUCUGAGGUAGUCGCAUUCCAGAUUGCAACCAAAUGGUUAGAAUUUGACCAAAAGAGAGUAAAGUAUGCUGCUGAUCUCUUGAGCAACAUUCGCUUUGGUACCAUUUCCGCUCAAGACCUAGUCAACUAUGUUCAAUCUGUACCCAGGAUGAUGCAAGAUGCAGAAUGUCACAAGCUUCUUGUGGAUGCCAUGAAUUAUCACCUACUUCCCUAUCACCAAAACACAUUGCAGUCUAGGCGCACCAGAAUCCGAGGGGGCUUUCGAGUUCUAGUCACUGUUGGGGGACGGCCUGCUCUCACUGAAAAGUCCCUUAGUAGAGAUGUCUUGUACAGGGACCCUGAGAAUGGAUGGAGCAAGCUUACAGAAAUGCCUGCCAAGAGUUUUAAUCAGUGUGUGACUGUGAUGGAUGGAUUUCUGUAUGUAGCUGGGGGAGAAGACCAGAAUGAUGCAAGGAACCAAGCCAAGCAUGCAGUCAACAAUUUCUGCAGAUAUGACCCACGUUUUAACACUUGGAUACACCUGGCAAGCAUGAACCAGAAACGCACUCAUUUCAGCCUCAACGUGUUCAAUGGGCUUCUUUUUGCAGUAGGUGGACGCAACUCAGAAGGCUGCCUGUCUUCCAUUGAAUGUUACGUGCCUUCCACAAAUCAGUGGCAGAUGAAGAAGUCUCUGGAAGUGGCAAGAUGCUGCCACGCCAGUGCUGUUGUCGAUGGCAAGAUCCUAGUGACGGGAGGCUACAUCAAUAGCGCUUAUUCCCGUUCAGUGUGUAUGUAUGACCCUGCUAACGAUGACUGGCAAGAUAAGUCUAUCCUUAGCACUCCAAGAGGCUGGCACUGCGCCAUCUCUAUCAGUGAGAGGGUCUAUGUAAUGGGGGGGAGCCAGGUAGGGCCCAGAGGGGAAAGGGUGGACGUGAUCCCGGUCGAGUGCUACAAUCCUUAUACAAGUCAGUGGAGUUAUGUAGCUCCUCUUCAGACUGGAGUCAGCACAGCCGGGGCUUCAACACUCAAUGGUAGGAUUUACUUGGUGGGAGGCUGGAAUGAAAUAGAAAAGAAAUACAAGAAGUGCGUCCAGUGCUUCAAUCCCGACCUUAAUGAAUGGAUUGAGGACGAUGAGUUGCCAGAAGCAACUGUGGGAGUAUCAUGCUGUACUCUUUCUAUGCCUAACAAUAUGGCCCGGGAAUCCAGGGCAAGCUCAGUGUCCUCCGUACCAGUCAGCAUUUAAAUGUAGUGAGAAUGAAGAGAAAAGAUGCAAUUGAAUAGCUAUGUUAUUAACCCUUUGGCCAC
Messenger RNA from Sarcophilus harrisii (Tasmanian devil), 2214 nucleotides. RefSeq names its product kelch like family member 31 (gene KLHL31). Gene Ontology annotation, molecular function: protein binding. Lineage: Eukaryota; Metazoa; Chordata; Mammalia; Dasyuromorphia; Dasyuridae. Gene Ontology annotation, biological process: negative regulation of protein phosphorylation. Bases 248 to 2152 code for a protein of 634 amino acids. Gene Ontology annotation, cellular component: cytoplasm; nucleus. The transcript is spliced from 3 exons. The record is from RefSeq and is a predicted model, not a curated record.